Physcomitrium patens is the source of this 3273-nucleotide messenger RNA. RefSeq lists its product as uncharacterized. The record is from RefSeq and is a predicted model, not a curated record. NCBI's taxonomy places the organism in Eukaryota, Viridiplantae, Streptophyta, Bryopsida, Funariales, Funariaceae.
AACGGGACCAAGAACCCCUUUCAUAGUCACUUCAGGUGAAAGGUGCGUGUGAGGAGUUGCAGGUGACUCAUUCACUACUUGGCCGAAAACAGCAUUCCUUCUCAGAACUCCCAAUACCCUCACUCGUGUCCUCAUUCUCACUCUCUCUCUCUCUCUCUCUCUCUCUCUGCCUGCGGCCUCGAAGUGGUACAAUCCCGUCGCAAUUUACAUAUCCACGACAGUUACGAACAUGUUGCUGGUGUCUUGUUCUUCCAGUCUUCGCACAGAUAUUGUUGCAAUUGCACAGUCAACCCAGCUAGCUGCAUUACUUUGACGUUGUGUUGAUGGAAGACUAGUUAGAGCGGGAGGGAGACAGGAGGUAGAGGUUGAUAAUGGUGGGACGUUCAACGCCGUGACUAGAGCUGUGUCUGCUACAAGAGGACGUGUUUGAAUCACUCUGAAAAUCAUUAAGAGUAGUGGUUACGCCGAUUAAAGGUAGAGGUUAUUGCACGGUGACGUUGGUGAUGGUGACACGAUUUAGAGAUGAAAUUAUGAUGUGAGCUUAGAUAGUCGGCCUGUUGCUGUCUCGAGCGAGUUGGAACUAGACGUGAGUGCUGGUACGGAUUGUAAGGGAAACUGCAGUGUCAAGCUGCUGCGUUGUGGUGGCAAAUACAGGUGAGAGGGAUUAAGAGAAACGGCGCCAACUUGCAACAGUUCUUCCUAGCCCGACAAGCUACGUAGAGAAGAAAAUUUUGCGGUGGAAAGUGAAGAACUAUAUGAUGACUCUUCACACAUCUGCACAACAGUGCAACCUACACGGCACAUCCUCUCAUCAACGGAUCUCAAGCUAACAUUCAGUCGUUGUACUUUAGAUUCUCGUAAACAAUCACGUUUUGACGUUGUACUACUCCCUGUACACUGCCGGUGUAGUAGUCCUGAGGUUUUGGAGCAGCCCGGAGUAUAAACCCAUGCGACAAGACAGACGUGACAUUCCACAAGGUUUUCGUGUACCGUUGAAUGUUGGCGAUAUUCUGCGAGAAAAUUCUGAGAGGGCUUUACAGUGCCUAGUCUUUAAUGAAAGCGUAAUCGUACACCAGAGCUCGUGUACACUGAACCAUCAACUACGGCUUUUCGACCAUCGCCCGCUUGCAGUUCGAGCAAAUUCUGAAAGAGCGAAGGUGGGAACUGCAAACCGGGUGUUGAAAAUGUUGCCUCCUAGCUCCUGACAAAGUCUACGAAGUCGGCUUCGCAACUUACAAUCAUGCACUCCGAUUGCCUGAUCUCUUCUUAAACUUAGGAUCGUCUGUCCGAAUUCAUUCCAGCCGAGCACAUGCCUCACCAUCUACAUUGUGAAUCCCUCACCAAUGCUUGCCGACUUACAAGGCUUUUCGCUGCAAGAGAUCUCCUGCACACAUUACGCCUGCAAUCUCGUGUCUUGGCGUUUUGCAGAGCUUGCGUUACGAGGCUUGUGUAGAAGAAAAGAAAUUGCAGACAUAUAUGGAUUCGAGACCUGGGUUACCGCCUGUGAACCCCAUGCUCCUGCAACACAUUUUGCGUGGUUUGUGCACCGACUCGCACUGGGUUUAUGCUGUUCUCUGGCGCAUCUUGCCACGCAAUUACCCUCCACCUCAAUGGGACCCAGAAGGUAGCACCAUGGACAGGUCCAAGGCUAACAAACGCAAUUGGAUUUUGGUGUGGGAGGAUGGGUUUUGCAACUUCUCCGCGUGCGCUGGGCCAAGCUGCGACUCCAGGGCUGGAAGCUCCUCAUUUUUGUCUGUGCGACAGUCGCCGAGCAACGAUGGAAAUUCUGAGGCCAUGAAUCCGGAGCUCUUCUUCAAGAUGUCACAUGAAGUCUACAACUAUGGCGAAGGCUUAAUGGGCAAAGUAGCUGUCGAAAAUAGCCACAAAUGGGUGCACCGUGAGCCCCUGGAGAACGAGAUGAGCUUUCUGUCUCCCUGGCAAACCUCCCUGGAUCCUCAUCCACGCACAUGGGAGGCGCAUUUCAAGUCCGGAAUCCAGACGAUCGCAGUGGUUUCUGUGCAAGAGGGUGUGCUUCAGCUGGGAUCCACAAUCAAGAUCGUGGAGGAUUUGAACUUUGUGCUCUACAUGCAACGGAAGUUCAACUUCUUAUACUCCAUCUCUGGUGGGUUAGUGCCUACUUCAGUGGUAUCCGGCGGCAGUAGACCAUCAAACGGUUUGCCAUUAGAAGGUGGCCAUAGCUAUGGUCAAUUAAGUCGGAGAUCCAUCGACCAAUUCCUGCAACCAUGGGUGCGGCCUCAUGAUCUAUGGCGGCCAACGACGAACUCCACCUUCGCAGGUAUGAAGCGGCCCUCGGAGUACGUGGAGCCUCUCAGUGUGACAGAGUACUCAUAUCUCGACGGCAGCGGCUUCGAACAGUGUCGGCCGGAGUGUCCGUCCUCUCCGAAAGCUCUCAAUGCGGGGCACACUAGUCCCCUGCUCUCGCCCAGCUCCUCUAUGCCGGCCGUGGUGCCAUCCAUGUCAAGCCUCCACGCGCUGUUGUCAAAGCUUCCGAGCGUGAAAACUCUAGACGCCGAGAAUGAAACCUCUAGACUACUCACAAGCUGCGCACUUCCGAGCAACAGACUUGAAGGGAAUUUUACGUGUAAUCUACCGCCGAUGCCUCAACCGGUGAGCAAGAUACACUCGGAGAGAGCACAAGCCAAGGAGGCAAUAUCAGCUGGCAAGAGGGUGGUGAUCAUAGGCGAGCUGAUGGCUAGCGGCAUUGAGAUGAGCCCUCCCAAUUCAGGGUCGGAUUUGACUCACUCUACCGUGGGCGAAGGUAUGGAGGAGCAACAGAACCAAAGCACGAUGGCAAGGGAGAAUUAUUUGUACGCCAAUUCGACGUUCCUAGAGACAUUUGAUAAACUCAACGGAUACGAAACUCCGGAAUCGCUGGACAAUGGCGACUCCAGUUACAGUUCGUUCCUGAACGAGAUUUGCAGUUGAUAGGGACUUCGAAUGCCUGCAACCGCCAUGACCUGAACAAUCUAGAUAAUCUCGAAGGUGUCAAUAAUUGAUGACUGGGAAGAAGAUUGUUCGGUCUGCGACAAGGACCAUGCAGCUCGCAGCCUCGAGUGUAACCAGUGCAAAUUUCUUGGAGGGGGGAGUACGGUAGAACUGGAAUUCAUUGUACAGCGUAAGGUAGACUAUGGCACCAUCAGUAGAUAGCGUUAAUUUCGUUUCAGUGUGUGCGAGUGUGCAUGUCAAAACUUGAAUCAAUGUUUGGUCUUCUUGCCCAAGGCUGAAAUGAAAUAGCUCGUAACAUUGCCUAUC